GCGAGGCGGCCCCGACAGCGGCAGCGUCGGCUCCCCGGCCAGCGGCACCAUGUCCGCCGCGCAGGUGUCGUCGUCCCGGCGGCAGUCGUGCUACUUGUGCGACCUGCCCCGUAUGCCCUGGGCCAUGAUCUGGGACUUCACGGAGCCCGUCUGCCGCGGCUGCGUCAACUACGAGGGCGCCGACCGUAUCGAGUUCGUUAUAGAGACGGCGCGGCAGCUGAAGCGGGCGCACGGCUGCUUCCAGGACGGCCGCUCCCCGGGCCCCCCGCCGCCCGUCGGCGUCAAGGCGGUGCCGCUCUCGGCCAAGGAGGCGGCGGCGGCGGCGGCGGCGGCCCAGCAGCAACUCAACCAUGUGGACGCGUCCUCCAAGGCGGCCUCGGGGCUCUCCCAGUCCGGCCUGGAACGCUACGGGCUGAGCGCGGCGGCGGCCGAGCAGCGCGGCCGCUUCGACGGCCGCGGCGGCGGCGGCCCCCCGGCGCCCUCCGCCUCUUCCCAGGGGGGCGCGUGCGGCGGCGGCGGCGGCGCCGGGGGAGGCGGCGGCCCGGCCGCGGAGGGCUGCGGCAAGCGGCCGGGAUCGGUGUCCAGCAGCGACCAGGAGCGCGAGCUGAAGGAGAAGCAGCGCAACGCCGAGGCGCUGGCUGAGCUGAGCGAGAGCCUGCGGAACCGGGCCGAGGAGUGGGCCAGCAAACCCAAGAUCGUGCGGGACACACUGCUGACGCUGGCCGGCUGCACGCCCUAUGAGGUGCGCUUCAAGAAGGAUCACGCCCUGCUCGGCCGCGUCUUCGCCUUCGACGCCGUCUCCAAGCCGGGCAUGGACUAUGAGCUGAAGCUCUUCAUCGAGUACCCCAGCGGCUCUGGCACAGUGUUCUCCAGCGCCUCCGGCGUGGCCAAGCAGAUGUACCAGGACUGCAUGAAGGACUUCGGCCGCGGCCUCUCCUCGGGCUUCAAGUACCUGGAGUACGAGAAGAAGCACGGCUCCGGCGACUGGCGGUUGCUGGGGGACCUGCUGCCCGAGUCUGUGCGCUUUUUCAAGGAGCUGGUGGGCGCUGACAUGCUGCCGCAGCCCUACCUGGACGCCAGCUGCCCCAUGCUGCCCACGGCGCUGGUGAGCCUCCCGCGGCCCGGGGCCGGCGCCGGCGGGACGCAGGGCGCGGCCGCAGCCUCCCGGGGCCCGGGCGGCGGCGGCGGCAGCGGGAGCGGGGCCAUGCGCAAGAGGAAGGCGUCCCCCGAGCCCUCGGACUCGGCCGAGGGGGCCCUGAAGCUGAGCGACGAGCAGCAGCGGCAGCAGUGGAUGGCCAGUCAGAGCGAAGCGCUCAAGCUCACCAUGUCGGCCGGGGGCUUUGGGGCGGUGCACGGUGGGGGCCCCCCGCCGCCGCCACCGCCGCCCCUCGGGCCCCACUCCAACAGGACCACGCCGCCCGAGUCCGCCCCCCAGAACGGACAGUCCCCCAUGGCCGCGCUCAUGUCGGUGGCCGACACGUUGGGCAAUGCCCACUCGCCCAAGGACGGCAGCUCGGUGCACUCCACCACCUCUACCCGCAGGAACAGCAGCAGCCCCGUGUCGCCGGCCUCCGUACCGGGCCAGCGCCGCCUGGCCUCCCGCAACGGGGACAUGAACCUGCAAGUGGCCCCUCCUCCCCCCAGCGCCCACCCCGCCAUGGACCAAGUGCACCCCCAAAACAUUCCGGACUCCCCCAUGGCCAACAGCGGGCCCCUGUGCUGCACCAUUUGCCACGAACGCUUGGAGGACACCCACUUUGUUCAGUGCCCCUCGGUGCCCAGCCACAAGUUCUGCUUCCCCUGUUCCAGAGAGAGCAUCAAGGCCCAGGGGGCGACCGGCGAGGUCUACUGCCCCAGCGGAGAGAAAUGCCCCCUCGUAGGUUCCAAUGUGCCUUGGGCGUUUAUGCAGGGCGAGAUCGCUACCAUCCUAGCCGGGGACGUUAAAGUGAAAAAGGAGAGAGACCCUUGAGUAGGAAAUCCCAUCCCUUCAGGCUCCUGAAGAUGUAGAAUUGUGAAUAUAACGAACUGCAAAAGUUAGUCUUAUGUAUAGACAUUAUUUUCGUCGUAUGUUUCUAUAUUUUGAAACAAAGGUAUGUACUCUUCUUCAUUUGAAGGAUAGAGCUGGUUUUUGUUAAACAGAAUAUAAUAUUGUUUGGUUACUACAUAAUACCUGUUCUCAUUUCUUUGGCAGUGUGUUGGCUAGGUACCAAGUUAAUAGCCCUUAGCGAUUACCUGCUGCUGGUGUGUAUUUUUGUAAAUGUAUGCACUUCUCUGACAGAAAGAAGAAAAACAACAACAAAAAAAAUUUUUUAUUUUUAUUUUUUUUUUUUUGCCAAGGCCAGUGUUGAUGCCUAAAAAAUUGCUACGAAAAAUGGUGACAGCUUCUGUUUUAUGAGCCCUGAGUGUUAGUCCUUCACUUUCUUUUUUCUGUUUUUGUUUUUUUUGUUUGCAAACGGUGGGGUGGCUCUGGGGGGAGGGCGUUUUUUUGUUGCAAGUUUGUAAGGAAAAUGUUUCAGUUUGUUUCUAUUGAUCUGAACGUUUUUAAUCUUCAUGUGUUUUUCGUUUUUGCUUUUAUUGAUGCACGGAUGCUUUUGAACAGUAGAGCAAAACGCUGUACAUGAAAACAUGCUCUGUUUGUCCUUUAUACAUUUCUGUAGUUAACAGAACACUGUAAUGUGCCUUGGAGCUUAGUAAAUUGUAAUAAAUUCAAUUGAUAUUAAUA
Molecule: messenger RNA, 2722 nt
Organism: Centrocercus urophasianus (Greater sage-grouse)
Lineage: Eukaryota; Metazoa; Chordata; Aves; Galliformes; Phasianidae
Gene: IRF2BPL
Product: interferon regulatory factor 2 binding protein like
Exons: 2
Coding region: 50-1969 (639 amino acids)
Biological process (GO): regulation of transcription by RNA polymerase II
Cellular component (GO): nucleus
Molecular function (GO): transcription corepressor activity
Source: RefSeq, a predicted model, not a curated record